UCGUCGCCCGCUCAAGAACCCUAAAGCUCUGUUUUUAGGGCUUGCGCGACUGGGGCAUGCAUUGCGCGUGUGGCAUUCCUCCGCUAGGAAAUGCUACAUGGAUUUCGUGGCGCGGCCACUUCCGGAAGCUGAAUUCGUCAGCUAGCCCGCGCUGGCGUGGAGAUAGGCGCCGCAUUUUGGUGGCAGUGGCGGCGGCGAAGAAUUGGAAGAGCUCUUCGAAUGGAGAGAGCUUGUAUCACAUCCUGGGCGUGGCACCGGGGGCGGAUGAGAAGGAAAUCAAGCGCGCCUAUCGUCGUCUCGCUCUCAAGCUCCAUCCAGACGUUAACAAAGAGCCCGAUGCACAGGAGAAGUUUAUGCGGAUCAAGCAAGCGUAUCAAACGCUGGUUGAUCCGUCCAAGCGCGCAAAGUACCAAGCCAGCAAGCGAUCGAGCGAGAGACGUUCCAGGUCCAGUUCGAGAGCAGUGGAAGAAGAGGAUUUCUAUGGCUUAGACGAUUUUUUCCGGGAUUUGCAAGCUGAGUUCCAGCAGAAAAGGGAUUCUACUUCCAAGGAUUCGCAACCAAAGAGCCUCUGGGAAGAGCUUGCUGAGCUUGGAGAAGAGUUUCUCGAGUUUCUCGAGAAGGAGCUUAACGUGGACACUCCUCCUCAAGAGCAGCAGCAGCAGCAGCGCGAAACGAACGGCAGCGCUUCAAAGGAGGGCGAAGCGAAGAGCCAAAGCUCUCCAGAGUCACAGAUGGACGAUAUCGAGGAGCUACUAACGAAACUCAAGAAGGAGCUGGGUCUCCAAUGAUGGCUCCAUUCGUUAUCACGAACAUCAAGAGGUAUGCUGCUAUUUUACAGCGUUGGACAGCUUACUUCGUUGUAAAUCAUCAGUGUAGAAAUGGUGUGUAUCAUAGCAUUCAAACCAAGUUAUUGAAUGAGAGGCUAUAAAUAAUGAAAUUAAGUUUUGUA
Selaginella moellendorffii is the source of this 949-nucleotide messenger RNA. Its product is annotated as chaperone protein DnaJ. Gene Ontology annotation, biological process: protein refolding. Bases 57 to 788 code for a protein of 243 amino acids. The transcript has 4 exons. NCBI's taxonomy places the organism in Eukaryota, Viridiplantae, Streptophyta, Lycopodiopsida, Selaginellales, Selaginellaceae. Gene Ontology annotation, cellular component: cytoplasm. The record is from RefSeq and is a predicted model, not a curated record.